CGGGAAGCAUCGAAGGAAAAUCAAGUCGGACUCUCUCUCUCUCUCUCGCUCGCUAGCCGGUUGAGUGUUCUCUCUUCCUCUAAUUUGCAGAUUGCUAUCUUCCAUCCAUGCAACUUCGGAUUCGUGUGGUAUGCUUUCGCGAAAGCUAGGGAUUUUGAAUGUCGUCAACUCAAUGGAAAUAUAAGCCCUCUGUAUCUGGAUCUAAAGAAACCCUAAAAGUUCAUUGCCAAACACGAAGUCGCGUCGGGAGCUCUCUGGGAAAGGCAUCAACGGUUUGAAGGAGAAGGGUUCACGACGGGAGCUCUGUGGGGGCAAGCAUCGACGGGACCGGUGGCGUGUCAAGGAGAAGAUGGGUUCGUGACGGGUUAGGUGGCGGAAGGGGCAUCUAUCUGCGUGGAUUUGAGUUAAUUUUGUCCAUAGCCCGGAUUUACUGAAUCCGUGGUUGAAGGUAAAACGGACGAUAACCGGGAUUUAGGAUUCCGUAGGAUUUUAAGUUGUCAUUUUUUGCUAUUUGGCAGGAUUUUGGUUAAUUAUUGUGAUAAGCCGAAAUGCCGCAACCCAAGAUCAGUUCUUUCUUCCAACCGUCCUUUCCAGAAACUCAACAUGCACUUCAGGUUCCGAACAAGAUGGAGGCUUGGCAUCUGCUCUCUGGAGUGAUGAAUGCUGAUUCCCGCUCAGUAUUAGCUUUCAAGGACUCCAAUUUAGAUCCGAAAAGUGAUUGUGAUGAGUUUCCACCAUCAGAACGUUCUUGUGAGUACAAAAAGAGUGGAAGCUCGUUAAAUCCUUGUAGAAAUCUCAGUAAGAAGAGAAGAUACGAACAAUACCAUUUGGAUUUCGGGCAAUCCGACUUCAUUCUUUACUCAUGCUCUGUAUGUGGACUCAUGUAUUCUCGUGGGGUAGAAGAGGAUGAGCGGGUUCACCGGAAGUUCCAUCAGGACUAUGAUAGGGGAAUUCAGUUCAAGGGCUGGCAUAAUGAGAGAGUAGUAUCUGAUCCUUGGACAAAAGGGGAUCGCAUUUUGCUUAUUUUGGACAGUGAUUCUUCAACUCAAAAACGUUUGAUUCAAAAGGUGGUUAAAAUGACAAAGAAAGAACUUGGAUUUGCUGAUGAGAAUAUCAUCCAUGCUCUUUGUAAGGUUUAUCUCUUCAUUUCUGCUCAUAGAAUUGUUGGAUGGCUUGUUGCUGAACCUAUACAAACAGCCCAUAGAGUUAUCCCAAACUCUUCCUCAGGCAAUAGCUUUGACAGUGGAAUUGCCGAAAGUCCUACGAAAGAGCAAAUGGGUAUUGCAGAUUCAAAGAAAUCAAAAGAAACCACUCUUCAGUUUGGAGAUUUCAAGUUCCGCAGGGAACUUGUAAAGAAAGAUUGCCCUGCAACGAGCACCAAACUUAAUAAAUGGGAUUGCGGUGCUAUCAUAUGUGAAGAGAAAGCCGUUCCAGCUAAGUGUGGUAUUAUGGCAAUUUGGGUCGUGCCAUCCAGCAGAAGAAAGAAAGUUGCCACUCAGUUAAUGGAUGCUGCAAGGAAGAGUUUCUGCACAGACCAAAUUUUGGAUAUUUCAAAGUGUGCAUUCUCUCCACCUACCUCAGCAGGGUUGGCAUUUGCUUCCAGUUAUACGAACAGCAGAUCAUUUCUAGUUUACAGAGCAGAUGAUGUUUGAACAAAACGAGGAUAUAAGCAUUCUAGAAAAUCAGACUUUCUACAUCUAAUUCAUGAGUUUGAUCUUAAAUUUCCUUCACCACAAUGGAGUUAAAAAAACUUGGUACAAUCUCUUCGCACAUUAUCAAUCUACUUAAGAAAAAAGGAGGUCUAGGCCUUCGCUCUCUUGACACACUAAAGCUUUGUUUGGGACAGCUUUCUUAUUUUUUUCUAAAGUGGCUUCCUCUAGAACUUUUUUGUACUAGAAAGCUACUUUAGAAAGCAGUAAGAAUGUAAAUUCAAAAUGACUUGGAGCCUUUAUAAUUUCAACUAUUGCUUUGCUGACUAGUGUUUUAACUUCUAUGGUUCUAUUUAGGAAAAAUAAUAUUCAUAUAUCUCCCCACCAUAGAGAACUCUUCACUUAUCUGCCAUCAAAGUGCAAAGUUGUAUUACUAUAUUUGCAUCUAGAAGAUUUGAAAGGAGUUCAAUUAAUUUCUAUUGGCUAUGCAUAUUUUGGCAAACUGUAGUUGUUGCAAUGCUUUUAUAUUUUUUUUGCUUAAAAUUGAUGGUUCUAAGUUAUAUUUUAGAAAGA
This is a messenger RNA of Dendrobium catenatum, 2222 nucleotides long. Its product is annotated as protein CHROMOSOME TRANSMISSION FIDELITY 7. Gene Ontology annotation, biological process: mitotic sister chromatid cohesion. Gene Ontology annotation, molecular function: protein-lysine-acetyltransferase activity. NCBI's taxonomy places the organism in Eukaryota, Viridiplantae, Streptophyta, Magnoliopsida, Asparagales, Orchidaceae. The record is from RefSeq and is a predicted model, not a curated record. Gene Ontology annotation, cellular component: nucleus; chromatin. Bases 549 to 1652 code for a protein of 367 amino acids. The transcript has 7 exons.